Closterium sp. Naga37s-1 is the source of this 414-nucleotide messenger RNA. Lineage: Eukaryota; Viridiplantae; Streptophyta; Zygnematophyceae; Desmidiales; Closteriaceae. The record is from the annotation of a GenBank genome assembly.
AUGGGUCUCCGCUCGGUACGCGUGGCGCUGCUGUGCGCGGUGGUGGUGGCGCUCAGCCUCGGCGGGGGGAAGCAGGGCGCGGAGGCGAUCGCGGGCAGUGACCUGACGAAGCCGUUCGAAUGCGACAAGAACAGCGACUACGGCAUGUGGUUCCGGUACACGUGCGUGUGCGCGUCCAUGCAGGCGAAUGAUGUGGGAAUCUACUGGGAGCCCGCAGUCAACCCCUACCGCGGCGACGGCCGGCAGCUCUGCUACAUCUCCAACAUCCGCGGGCGCUUCAAGGAGCUCUUCGUGGGCAACGGGUACGUGCCGCCCGGCGGCAAGGUCAACGGCCGCCCCUGGAACUGGAACCCCGAGCCGCCUUACAUCGGCAACAACUGGCGCUCCUGGGCCUGGGAUGAGAAGCCGUACUAA